Molecule: messenger RNA, 1461 nt
Organism: Rotaria socialis
Lineage: Eukaryota; Metazoa; Rotifera; Eurotatoria; Philodinida; Philodinidae
Source: the annotation of a GenBank genome assembly
AUGUUCUCUCCUGACGAAGAAUUCGUUGAAGAAGGUGAUGCAUCAAGUCCAUUCUAUCUUAUCAUGAUGUUUAUUCUCACACCUCUGGUUGUUAGUCGACGAGUUAAACGAAGUGUAUCAAUAGUACGACAGAAAUUAGGUAGUGGUGUUAAACGUACGAUGUCAAAAUCAAUAAAUGGCCUUUCAUCAACAGCAAAACGAUUAGCCAGAAUGAAAAAUUUCGUUAAAGAACCAAGAACCCUAUUGCAGAAACCCAAAGCACCAUCGAAAAUAUCAAUUUAUAAAAUGUUACCGUUGAAACUGAUCUCUCGUGUCAUGGGUUGGAUAAGUCGUCUAUAUAUACCUGUAUGGCUGCGCCCACUAAUCUUUAAUUUUUAUAUAAAAGCUUUUUCCUGCCAUGCUCAUGAAAUGUUUAAUGAAGAUCUCAAAUCUUAUCCGACAAUAUCACAUUUUUUUCGUCGUAAAAUAAAAAUGGAAUUACGUCCUGUAGAUAAACAAUGUCCAGUAGUAUCACCAUGUGAUGGCCGUAUUUUAACUUGUGGUAAAGUAUCUCGUGGUCUUAUUGAACAAGUCAAAGGCAUCACAUAUAGUGCAUCGUCGUUUCUUGGUGUUCCACUAACUGCUAGUAUACUGAAAUUUCAACAACAAAAUCAAAGUCACAUUGAUUCCAAUAUGGAUCAUGAUGAUGCACAUUCCUAUGCCGAAAGUUUACUUAGAUAUCGUGGUCAUGCACUUUAUUAUUCAGUUAUUUAUCUUGCUCCUGGAGAUUAUCAUCGAUUUCAUUCACCAACAGAAUGGCAAAUAAGUUGGCGUCGUCAUUAUAUCGGCCAUUUAUUCUCUGUAAAUCCUAAAGUUGCUGGUUGGCUUCAAGGUUUAUUUUGUUUAAAUGAACGAGCGGCUUAUUAUGGUUCAUGGAAGUAUGGAUUUUUCUCGAUGACAGCUGUUGGAGCAACGAAUGUUGGCAAUAUUAAUGUUCAUUUUGAUCCCGAUUUAAAAACAAAUAAUUAUCGUCGACCAAGACUAGAAAAAACAUUUCAAACAAUUCGUAAUUCAAAUGGUAUGAUACUCAAACGCACUGAUAAUUUUGGGGAAUUUAAUUUUGGUUCCACUAUUGUACUUGUAUUUGAAGCGCCUGAUAAUCUUGCAUUUAAUGUUAAACCUGGUGAUCUCAUUAGACUUGGUGAAUCAUUAUGUCAUUUUGAAAGAAGAAACGACAUUAAUACAGACAAUAUCAAAGAAGAUAAUGAAUCACCAACUCUCUCGACUGAAGAUAGUGAGAGUUCAAAUGACGAAGAUGAAAGUCCCAAUAUUGAUGAUGACGAACAAAAUAUUGAACAACAAUUACUUAUUGAUACAGUUGCACUUGAUGAAGCUAUUGCUGAUGCUGAUGCUAUUGCAGAUCGAGAAGUGAUAUCGAAUAAUAAUGAUGAUGAACAAAGUUCUUCCAUACCAGACAUCUAA